GGAAAUAAUAGUAAGAACAAAAUGUUUCCUUGUCUUCUUAGCCUGCAGCUAUGUUCCACCAGUGUCUGCUUGUACAGUCAACUUUGAUCAUUUUACUGGCACAAGGUUCAUUUUGCAUCAAAGGGAAAGAAUUCAUUUUUGCAUUUCCCAAACAUAAUUCAGUGGAGUCUCUCCCCUAUAUCAAAAUCACACGAAUCGAAGAUGUUACAGUGAACGUCACAGUAACAACAAUUUCGUCAACAUCCAAUGUGACAAACAUUACCCAACUGUCCGACACAAAUGGCGGAGAGCUAUUGCUCAAACUGUCCACAGAAGUGCUGCUGACAACAUCGGAUGUCACAUCUAAAUCUAUAUGUGUUGUCUCAGACAGUGACGUCAUCAUUCUGGCAGUCUCCAUUCUACAGACAGCGACCCUAAAUUCAGCCGGGACAUUUCAAGUGUUUCCUGUCUCCGACUUGAGCUCUCGCUACGUGGCGGUCACUACCUGUAAGAUCUACGAGUGUCACGGUUAA
Physella acuta is the source of this 512-nucleotide messenger RNA. RefSeq lists its product as uncharacterized. Lineage: Eukaryota; Metazoa; Mollusca; Gastropoda; Physidae. The record is from RefSeq and is a predicted model, not a curated record.